AGAAGAGUGGGGGAAAGUAAGAGAUCUAACUUUGCACCAGUCAUUGGCAGUACUUCUUUCUGUGUCCGCAGCUCUGGUGGGAUUUGUUCUACGAUCAGUGGGUACGUUCGUGGAAAUAUUCAAGUUUGUUUCAAAGGCUUCUUUGCUCCCGGUGUCUUUGUGAAACAGUGCAUAUCGUUUGAGUAUUUGAUAAGCAGGUGUCCCAUUGACAAUAAAAGGUUGAUGUUUCUCUGAGAAUUAUGUCGGAUACUGAUGCAGGAUUACAAUCGGUCACACGUCAAGUCAGCUGACAUAUUGCGCUCCACUACACCGCAACAGCCUUCGCAAGGCUUCAUCAUUACAGUUCUCGGUGGGUGAAAUAAAAUGAUUACGUGCUAAAACUCUCAGCAGAGUGCGCGGAGAUUCGUCAGGCGACUUACAACCGACAAUUUCUUGACGGACUCUUUUUUGUUGCACGAUAUUUAAGCACGAUACGGAUAUACACGAAGCGUUUACUUAAAUGCUUGGAACAAACUUCUACUCCAUGUUGUACGUUUCUUGCAACACGACUACGUGUUGGAAAGUGACUACAUGGUGACACGCGGUCGUAGACGUGCGGUCGGCAAGAAAGCUGUGGCAGAAAACAGUUAGUUAUCUUGUGCCAAGGUGACUAUACCUGUUCACUGUUAAUAAAGACAGUGAUUUCAAAUAUCAUAAAAGAAAAGUCAAUUUCACUGGCACAGAACUAUUGUAACAAGAAGUCACAAUGGAACGUGAAUCUAAUCCAAUGCAAGCUUUAUGUCGCAGCGGUUGUGGAUUUUAUGGUUCGCCAGCGACUGAUGGACUAUGUUCUCUUUGCUAUAAGGAAAAUUUGAAAAAGAAACAACAACCACCAGUAUCGGCUGCAACAGUUCCAACCUCACAGACCGUUUCUGGUAACGCUGGCACGUUGCAAAGCGGUUUUGGCAGUCCUGCAGUUACAGGAACCACAGCCCAACCAACCAUUCCUACUAUACCUCAAUCAACGACAGAUCUACCCAAUCCUAAAGAAAUUAGCAGGGAAGAUCAAGACAGUGAAGUAGGAGUAAGCGUUACAGUAGCUGAAGGUUCAGUGAGUAGUGGUGAUACAGAUGAGUGCUUCGAUGGCAAAGAGACUGAUAAAGAAUCUAAGAAGAAGAAAAAUCGUUGUGCUGUUUGUCGCAAAAAAGUUGGAUUAACUGGAUUUGAGUGUCGUUGCGGGGGACUAUUCUGCUCCGUGCAUCGAUACAGUGAUAAGCACGACUGCAAAUUUGAUUAUAGAGAAAUGGGCGCCCAAGAGAUACGGCGUAAUAAUCCAGUUGUUGUUGGUGAAAAAGUGCAAAAAAUUUGAACUAUUUAGUGUGUAGAUCGUUGGGAAUGGAUAUAUAACUAUAUAAACAAACAAAAUAUAAAACCCAGAAGAAACAAGAUAAAUUAUCUGGCAGCUGAUUGUGUGUUUAGGAGUGAAAUAUACAUGUAUGAAUGAUACAGAGUGGAAGGGGUGCAAAAAAAAUUAAUUUCAGAUAGAAAAUUGAAAGGGAGUAGAGAAAUAGAACAUCAGACAGCAAACGAUUUGUUUGAUUGCCAAUUAGAAUGAGUGUGUGAGUGUGAAUGUUUCAAAAUUGGACAUCAGUGCCAUGUCAGAUUGUCAUCUAGCGAGAGUUUUAACUGAGAAUAUAUCUGGUUACUAACUGCUGCCAGCUUACUAUUACUAUUACCUAUUAUUAUCUUUAUGAUUAUUACGAUUUAUUAUUAUUCUAUAUUAUGUUUAUUAUUAAUUUACUUAAAUGCAAAAAUUCGCGGAUAAAGUUUGUUUUUAAGAAGAUCCAGAAUUUUUGGUGCAGUCAGUCAAGUCGGCAAUUAUGAAAAUUAUCUCGUUAGCAAUUUGGGUUUAAUCGCAAAUUUUAUAUAUUGCUGUUUUGUUUCUAUAUCAAGAAGGGAAUGUUGCUUAGAUAAUGGCUGAUUUGAUGGGUGAUCACAAUUUAGGUUAAUAAUUAGUCUAAUAAUUAUUAAGUAUAUUAGUCUAUUGAUUCAUAAAUAAUGCAAUGAAGUAUAAGUAGUAUUGUGUGUUUAUGUGCAACUUCAAGUGAAUAUAACCGGCAUUAUUACUCAUUAAAUAUGUUUCAAUCUAUAAUGCAAAUCAAUUAUUUACACUAUCGCAGCAAUUCUUUUAAAGAAAAACCCUUCUAUGAAUAUAUUUAUUCCUAGUUUUUUUUCUCCGCGAGUAUUGAAUCAUAGAGUAUAAAUAUUAGAACUACUUAAACAAAUUAAUUAGUUUUUUGUUUUAAUUUUAUUUCAUUUCUCUCUUUUUUUGUUUUCCUCUUUGUGAGUUUUUUAUAGAGUAGCUGUGCAAGGUAUUCCGGUUCUGCAUUACAGUGUUUCAAAACUGAAUAAUAACAUUUCUUUAGAUGCCAGAUAUUAAAUUAAAAAAAAAAAAAAAGAGAGAGAAUAGCUGGCAUAAAAACAUGAUCAGCAUUAGUAAAUCUAAAA
Polistes dominula (European paper wasp) is the source of this 2487-nucleotide messenger RNA. It is a transcript of the gene drn, whose product is annotated as zinc finger AN1-type doctor no. Gene Ontology annotation, molecular function: zinc ion binding; DNA binding. Lineage: Eukaryota; Metazoa; Arthropoda; Insecta; Hymenoptera; Vespidae. The record is from RefSeq and is a predicted model, not a curated record.